Messenger RNA from Myotis myotis, 5391 nucleotides. It is a transcript of the gene LRRC8B, whose product is annotated as leucine rich repeat containing 8 VRAC subunit B. The transcript has 6 exons. The record is from RefSeq and is a predicted model, not a curated record. Gene Ontology annotation, molecular function: protein binding. Bases 319 to 2652 code for a protein of 777 amino acids. NCBI's taxonomy places the organism in Eukaryota, Metazoa, Chordata, Mammalia, Chiroptera, Vespertilionidae.
GCUGGGGCUUCCCGCUGAGCCCGCGGCCGCCGGCAGCGGACGGAGUGCGGGCGCCGGGCCGCCGCCUGCGCGCCCCGAGUGGCGCAGGGCUGCCGCCGCGGUGGCGCGGGCGUCGGGGGCUGGACUCGCGCAGGAAUUUUUCAAAUAGAAACUAAUUGCAAAGUUUCCGGUUGACCAGCAUUCAUAGGAAUGAAGACAAACACAGAGAUGGUGUUUCUAAGAAAUUUUAAAAGGUGUAGGCCUCCUGAUUGAAGCAUUGUCAAAUUAUUGGAAUCAUUUUUUUAUUGUUUUUCUGUACUCCUCCUCUAAGGGAAAGUCAUGAUCACACUAACGGAGCUAAAAUGUUUAGCAGACGCCCAAUCAUCUUAUCACAUCCUAAAACCGUGGUGGGACGUCUUCUGGUAUUACAUCACCCUGGUCAUGCUGCUGGUGGCCGUGCUGGCGGGCGCGCUGCAGCUGACGCAGAGCCGGGUUCUGUGCUGUCUUCCGUGUAAGGUGGAAUUCGACAAUCACUGCUCCGUGCCUUGGCACCUCCUGAGAGCCAGCGUGAAUGCGUCCUCCGACCUGGGGCCGCCGCUCCCGCUCCCCCUCCGAAUCCAGAAUGACCUCCACCGCCAGCAGUACUCCUACAUCGACGCCGUCUGCUACGAGAAGCAGCUCCACUGGUUCGCAAAGUUCUUCCCCUACCUGGUGCUCUUGCACACGCUCAUCUUCGCAGCCUGCAGCAACUUUUGGCUUCACUACCCCAGCACGAGUUCCCGGCUCGAGCACUUUGUGGCCAUCCUGCACAAGUGCUUCGAUUCUCCGUGGACCACCCGCGCCCUGUCGGAAACGGUGGCCGAGCAGUCAGUGAGGCCCCUGACGCUCUCCAAGUCCAAGGUUCUGCUUUCAUCCUCAGGGUGUUCGGCUGAUGUGGAUGCCAAUAAGCAGUCCUUGCCCUACCCGCAGCCCGGCAUGGAGUCGGCUGGCAUAGAAAGCCCGACUUCCAGUGUCCUGGACAAGAAGGAGGGCGAGCAGGCCAAAGCCAUCUUUGAAAAAGUGAAAAGGUUCCGCAUGCACGUGGAGCAGAAGGAUAUCAUUUACAGAGUGUAUCUGAAGCAGAUAAUAGUCAAAGUCAUUUUGUUUGUCUUCAUCAUUAGUUACGUUCCAUAUUUUUUAACCUACAUCACUCUUGAAAUUGACUGUUCAGUUGACGUACAGGCUUUCACGGGAUAUAAGCGUUACCAGUGCGUCUACUCCUUGGCAGAAAUAUUUAAGGUCCUGGCUUCGUUCUAUGUCAUCCUGGUUAUACUUUAUGGCUUCACCUCCUCCUACAGCUUGUGGUGGAUGCUGAGGAGCUCCCUCAAGCAAUAUUCCUUUGAGGCGUUAAGAGAAAAAAGCAACUACAGCGACAUACCGGACGUCAAGAAUGACUUUGCCUUCAUCCUCCAUCUGGCUGACCAGUACGAUCCUCUGUAUUCCAAACGCUUCUCCAUAUUCCUGUCGGAGGUCAGUGAGAACAAACUGAAGCAGAUCAACCUCAAUAACGAAUGGACGGUGGAGAAACUGAAAAGCAAGCUGGUGAAAAAUGCCCAGGACAAGGUAGAACUGCAUCUCUUUAUGCUAAACGGUCUUCCAGACAAUGUUUUUGAGCUGACUGAAAUCGAAGUGCUCAGCCUAGAGCUGAUUCCUGAGGUCAAGCUGCCCUCCACCGUCUCCCAGCUGGUCAACCUCAAGGAGCUUCAUGUGUACCAUUCGUCUCUGGUGGUAGACCAUCCUGCCCUGGCCUUUCUAGAGGAGAAUUUAAAAGUUCUCCGCCUGAAAUUCACUGAAAUGGGGAAAAUUCCACGCUGGGUAUUUCACCUGAAGAAUCUCAAGGAACUUUAUCUGUCGGGCUGUGUUCUCCCUGAGCAGCUGAGUACCAUGCAGUUGGAGGGCUUUCAGGACUUAAAAAACCUGCGGACCCUCUACCUGAAGAGCAGCCUGCCCCGGAUCCCACAAGUCAUUACAGACCUCCUGCCUUUCCUGCAGAAACUGUCCCUCAAUAAUGAGGGAAGCAAACUGGUUGUGUUGAACAACCUGAAGAAAAUGGUCCAUCUGAAAAGCUUAGAGCUGCUCAGCUGUGACCUUGAACGCAUUCCGCACUCCAUUUUCAGCCUGAACAACCUGCAUGAGUUAGACCUAAAGGAAAACAACCUCAAAACUGUGGAGGAGAUCAUCAGCUUCCAGCACCUCCAGAAUCUUUCUUGCUUAAAAUUGUGGCACAAUAACAUUGCUUAUAUUCCUGCCCAAAUUGGGGCAUUAUCUAAUCUAGAGCAGCUGUCUUUGGACCAUAAUAAUAUUGAGAAUCUACCCCUGCAGCUUUUUCUAUGCACUAAACUACAUUAUUUGGAUCUAAGCUAUAACCACCUGACCUUCAUUCCAGAAGAAAUCCAAUAUUUGAGUAAUUUGCAGUACUUUGCUGUGACCAACAACAAUAUUGAGAUGCUACCAGAUGGGCUGUUUCAGUGCAAAAAGCUGCAGUGUUUACUUUUGGGGAAAAAUAGCCUGAUGAGUUUGUCCCCUCACGUGGGUGAGCUGUCGAACCUUACUCAUCUGGAGCUCAUUGGCAGGGUGUCUGGUGCUUGGCAGAAUUCCUUCUUGGUUUUUUACUUCCUGUCCCAGCUUGAUUGAGUCUUCCUUCCUGUGGUUUUCUCUUAACAAUGAUGAACCUGAGAAAGUGCCUGCUUUGGGCCUCUGCCUAGGACAGGAGCAGGGUACUUAGGACAUGUCACCCUUGGGACAUCCUGAAAAUCCAUGUCUUCUCCAAGAUGUCUUCUUGUGUAUCAUCAAAGCUUUUUUUUUUAUUUGCUCGUAAGUGUUUAUAUUAAAUGUAAAACAUAAAUAUUUUUAUUGCAUAAUCUUGGAUUCAAAAUCUGUGGGAAUAAUUUUUGUAAGGUACAGAGAACACAUGCAUAUCUGUAAGAAUUUACUAUUAACUUGCUUGGGGUGUUUUUUUUGCCUGCUUAUGAUUCUCAUGUUUGUGUGCAUUCUCCAAAAUGUUUUUGUACUCUGCAACUAAUUACUUUUGGAUAACAAAAGCCUUGUGUUUCAUGCCCUAAAAUAUGUAAGGGUUUCCUUAUAAAAGGAUGGCCACAUCAUCUACCUCUCUCUUCCCUUGUUGCUGUGCUAUUAUUGUACGGGUACAAUUCUUAAUAACUUCAGAAACUGUGAUGGAGGGGAGAGGUAGAGAUUUCAAUCUUUAAAACUGACUUCAAAAUAUCUUGUAGAAAUUAAGAGUUAAACCAAAACACUUUACUUUCUUCUCCAUCUGCAUGAUCUGUAGAUAUGAUUAUAAUGUAAAACACUCAGCCUCUAUUCAUAGUUUAAAAUGAGUUCUCAAAGCUCACAAAGAAAUAAACCCAUUUAACUGGAAUUCAUCUCAUGCUUCUGGUUAACUUUUCUGGAAUACAAUUUGCUCUUUUUUUAUAAAGAGCUUUUGUGUUUGGCCUUCUACCGUGCAUAUUGUAAAACGAAAAUCAACGGACUCAUUUUGGGUAAAUGUACGUUUUUAAUGUGUUUCUCUAGGCAUUAUGAUGCCAUCUAAUUUUUGGUGUGACUAUGAAGUAAUUGAUUAACCGCACCUAGACAAAACUGGAAAAACACUAUGGGUAAAGAGUACCGUAAACAUGGAAUUGUGAUGUUUGCUGUUUUUCUUGCUUUGCCCAUUCCAAAAAGAUGAAAGUGAGUCUUUAUAACAAAAUGUAGCUUCCCUUUCCUGCCACACACACCUGGACUGAAUCUCAGAGAAAGAAUUGUUUGCGUCAGAUGAAUUUGAAUAAUAUUAGCUAUAAAAAUUAUAAAACACCAAAGGCUGCCUAAACCUUAUGGUUUAUUCUGAAUGAGAAGGAAUGGUGUAAAAAUGUAAUUCUUACCAAAACUUGCCUUUAGUCAGAACAUUCAAGUUCUCAGGGACCCAGGCAUAACUGAUGAAACUUUCUUCUAGGACUUCAGAAAACAGAUUCUGACUAUAUCUAGAGUUCUUUUUGUCAUUUUUCCUAUUUUUAAUGUGAGUUGAUGCUCAUUUUCAUAUUUCACAAUAGAAUUGUCAUGUGUGUUGAUCCCGUGUUAGAUAAGAUUAUCUUAAGUUUUGGAUGUGAACAAGAAACAUGGAGAGGUAUGUUCUCAGAACAUAAAUGUUUGGGAACAAAUAAAUAGCCAUAAUUUGUAUGAAAAUUUUCAUCCUCUUUUCUAAAGAAGAGUUUUCAAAACAAAUUUUAGAUUGUUACCAUUUUCCUGACAAACUAGUUCUCCCUGGCUAGUCACUGGUUGUAUUCACAUGCAAAAGUCAUUGGAUAAUCUUCCUUAUCACCUCUCUCAAUUUCUGAAAGUGAGUUACUAUCAGGAUUAAUAGUGAAUAUUGUAAGCUUCUUUCCAAACAUAAGGGUGUAGUAACUGGUGCAAACUCUGUUCUCAAUGCCCUUAAAAAGUUCUCAGAUUUUUUUCUUAUUUCAUCCUUACACACCAGUGUUUAGGUAGCUUUUGAAAUGACGUCACACCAAUGCAAUGAACUCUGAGACCACCACCUGACACACCAAAGGGGUUUAAUGCCACCUUUCCUGCGUGGUUGGAACAGAUCAUUUUAUAUGUGUUCAUAUUCAUGUAUGGGGAAUUUAAAUGGAGAAAAUGAAGUUGGUUCACUUGUAAUUGUGAGACUUUAGUUGGCAUUUGAUUUCCAAGAAUGUGCAGUACAUUUUCCAAAAAAUAAACAUGGAUGUUAUUCAGAACAAAGUUAAUGGCAUUGGUUCAUUUUAUUUGCAUGCAUACACACAUAGAGACAUGCAUAUACCUAUAUAUGCAAAAUGUAACAUGAGUCUUGGAUAUGUGUAGUAUUUUUUCCCAAAGUUGCAAGAGGAUAUUUUUUAUUCAUAUCUCAUAAUUAUGGAGUGUCUUUUUUUCUCUUAGUUACAUUUUUUAGAAACUGAUUGCUCAACCUUAGCCUGAGAACCUAAGCAGUUUUAAGCAUUUCUGGUAAGAUAUAGUGUUCCUUUCCUAACCUACAUCAGGGUGACUCUGUGACACAUAGAUACUGUGUUUUCAUUCUUCAUCCUCAGUCUUAAUUUCCCCCUGGAUGUCACCAUAUGUCACUGUUGCGUAAAGAAUGUUUGUGUGAAACAGGGUAGAGAUCCUCAGAAUCUCAGCACUGUGGCUUACACAGCAUGUGUGUGCUGUGGUGAGCUGCACUGAGGUAUUUGCAGACCUUUGUUGGAUGGUGAAAAUAUUUGUUUUUGUUCAAGUGCUUCAUGAUUCAAAUUUUGUAUGUUUAAUUAAAACUGCAUAAUAUUGAUGGGUUCAGAAACUAUUAUAAUAAACAAUUCUGUGGAUUUAUAGCUUUAUUUCCUUGUAUUUUCAAUAAAAUGCUCUUUCCAUCUU